Molecule: messenger RNA, 1101 nt
Organism: Sclerotinia borealis F-4128
Lineage: Eukaryota; Fungi; Ascomycota; Leotiomycetes; Helotiales; Sclerotiniaceae
Source: the annotation of a GenBank genome assembly
AUGGCUCUCGAAGUUCCCCGAGAAACGUCACCCUCCUACCGUGGGCUCAACCGCCGUGGAGGAAACGUCGUUAUCAUCGUAGCGGUCUUCUGGACGAUAGCCACAAUCUCCGUUGCACUGCGAAUAUAUGUCCGUCGGUUAAAAAGAAUCGCGUUCAUGAUCGAAGACUGGCUGGUGGUGGGGGCUUUAAUAGUCUUUUAUGGAUUUGGGAGUGGAGACAUAAUGUUGGUUGUUUUUGGGGGAAGUGGAUGGCAUGUGGAUCAGUUGAACCCAGCGCAGCUUAAGACUGCCCAGAAGGUCUUACUUGCAAAUCAAAUGCUCUAUGGUGUCGGGCUUGGAUUGAUCAAGUGUAGCAUCACUAUCAUGUUAAUCAGGAUAUUUGCCGUCUCGAAAUUCAGAAUCGUGGGAUACUUUGUCUUGGCAGCGUGCAUUGCAUGGGUCAUAAUGACAAUCUUGAUAGCUUUUCUUAUCUGUCGUCCGUUGGGCUACAAUUGGAAUCUUCAGCCUACAGCUGGACACUGCGGAAAUACAAUUUCAGCCUAUACAGCCGUUGGUAUUGCAGAUAUCAUCACAGACAUGAUGAUUCUCUUACUUCCCCAGCGGAUGCUUUGGAAACUGCAACUUCCAAUGGCAAAUAAGUUAGCUCUGGCAGCUUUGAUGUGUCUAGGUUUAUUUACUAUUGGUAUGAGUAUUGCACGUGUGGUAACAAUUCUUAAUACCGAUUUCUCAGACUUCACUUACAACCUCUACAAUUACAUCUGGCCUGUGAUAGAGUUCGGGGUUGCUAUCUUUGUUUGCUGCGGUCCUCUGUUACGGCCCCUUUUGACACCCCUUUUCGGGGCGCUGGCCUCAAUCAGAACUCGAAUGGGGUCGAAGCAAGAGUCAAGAAUCCAAAGCUCGACAAUCAAGCGAGGAGGCUACCGUGGAUUCAGUCAUUUGAAUGAAGACGGCUUGCCCCUUCAAUCUGUCGCAGAAGGAACGCACACCAACGUUGCAAGCGUCACUACUGAUGCGCGGAACGACAAAACAGGCAGUUCGGAUGAUGCUACAUCUUCUCAGAACAAGGGCAUUGUGGUCGAGACUGCCUGGGAUUGUGUAUAA